CAGGAAACACGAGGCGGGUCUCGGUGGGAGGGACGCAUUGAAGGAGGAGGGAGGAAAGGGGGCGGCGGCGGCGGCUGCUCCUCCUCUCACCGGACCCGGGCCCCGCGCAGCGCGCACCCAAGGGGGGGUCGGGCGGAGAAGCGGCGCCGGGGCCGGACCCCCCGUGGGAGCUGGCGACUGGCGUGAGGGCAAGGCGGCGGCAGCGGCGGACGGGGAGCAGCGGUUGCGGGACAGUGUCUUCAGCCUUUUCUUGAAGUUUUUUUUACCGUGAAUUGUUGCUGCGUGUCAAACUGGACAAGGUAUUUUAGUUGAAGUUUCACCAGUUGAAACAUUGGAGGAUCCCACCAGGGCCCUGUAUUACAGUUAUCAUCACGUCUCCUUAGGCUCCUCUUGACUGUGACAGUUUCUCAGACUUCCCUUGUUUUGAUGACCUUGUCAGUUUUGAGGAGAAUUUGAUCAGCUCGUGAAAGAAGGGUGCUCAUCAUCACUCUGCUGGGAAUGUCCUUGAUACCUACCAAUGACAUAGUGGAAAGAAAAGACUUUGGAGAAGGCAGGCUUGGAUUUGUGUCACGAUUCUGCCAUAUGCCCAUUUUCUGAGUUUAAUUUCUUCUUUGUAAAAUGGAGAAAAUGACUGCAGUAUUGGAAGAUCAUUACUAUUGGAAGACCGAUUAGCAUCCAUUUCAUAAGAGAAGCUUGACACCAUUUGCUCUGGCAUGGCGCAGAACAGUCCACAGCUUGAUAUGCAGGUUCUCCAUGACCUCCGACAACGUUUCCCUGAGAUUCCGGAGGGUGUGGUGUCUCAGUGCAUGUUACAGAACAACAACAAUCUUGAAGCCUGUUGCCGAGCGCUUUCCCAGGAGAGUAGCAAAUACUUAUAUAUGGAAUACCACAGUCCAGAUGACAACAGGAUGAAUAGAAAUCGCCUUUUGCAUAUUAACCUGGGUAUUCAUUCUCCUAGUAGCUACCACCCAGGAGAUGGAGUGCAACUUAACGGUGGUCGAACACUGGUACAUAGCUCAAGUGAUGGACAUAUUGAUCCACAGCAUGCAGCAGGCAAACAGCUGAUAUGUUUAGUUCAGGAACCCCACUCAGCUCCAGCUGUUGUCGCUGCUACUCCCAACUACAAUCCAUUUUUUAUGAAUGAACAGAACAGAAGUGCAGCUACUCCUCCUUCACAGCCGCCUCAACAGCCAUCUUCCAUUCAAACAGGAAUGAAUCCAUCUGCUAUGCAAGGGCCUUCACCACCGCCACCGCCACCUCCUUCAUACAUGCACAUACCUCGGUAUAGUACAAAUCCAAUUACUGUUACAGUAUCCCAGAACCUCCCUUCUGGACAGACUGUACCAAGAGCUUUACAAAUUCUUCCACAAAUUCCAAGCAAUCUUUAUGGGUCUCCUGGUUCUAUCUAUAUUAGACAGACAUCUCAGAGUUCAUCAGGAAGACAAACUCCUCAGAGUACACCAUGGCAGUCCUCACCACAGGGCCCAGUGCCUCAUUAUAGCCAGCGUCCUUUACCUGUUUAUCCGCACCAACAGAACUAUCAACCUUCUCAGUAUUCUCCCAAACAACAGCAGAUCCCUCAACCUGCUUACCAUUCACCACCACCUUCUCAAUGUCCUUCACCCUUCAGCUCUCCACAGCAUCAAGUACAACCAUCCCAGUUGGGCCACCCUAGUUCCCAUGUCUUUAUGCCACCUAGUCCUUCAACUACUCCACCCCAUCCAUAUCAACAAGGACCUCCUAGCUAUCAGAAACAGGGAAGUCAUUCAGUAGCCUAUCUCCCAUAUACACCAUCUAGCUUACCCAAAGGAUCCAUGAAGAAAAUAGAAAUUACAGUCGAACCCUCUCAGAGAUCUGGGACAGCAAUUAAUAGGAGUCCUUCACCUAUCAGUAAUCAGCCAUCUCCACGGAAUCAGCACUCAUUGUAUACAGCCACCACGCCACCUUCAAGUUCUCCUUCAAGAGGGAUAUCCAGUCAACCAAAACCUCCAUUUAGUGUCAAUCCUGUGUAUAUUACAUAUACACAGCCAACUGGACCUUCUUGCGCUCCAUCACCAUCUCCUCGGAUGAUACCAAACCCAACUACAGUUUUUAAAAUUACUGUAGGCCGAGCAACAACUGAAAAUCUUUUAAAUUUAGUGGACCAAGAAGAACGUUCUGCAGCCCCAGAACCUAUUCAGCCCAUUUCAGUGAUACCGGGCUCUGGGGGAGAAAAGGGAAGCCAUAAAUAUCAGAGAAGUUCUAGUUCUGGAUCAGAUGACUAUGCCUAUACACAAGCCUUGCUGUUACAUCAGCGAGCAAGGAUGGAGAGGUUAGCAAAGCAGUUGAAACUUGAGAAAGAGGAGCUAGAGCAAUUGAAGGCUGAAGUUAACAGUAUGGAGCAUGACCUGAUGCAGAGACGGCUCAGAAGGGUCAGCUGCACCACUGCGAUCCCAACGCCUGAGGAAAUGACAAGAUUGAGAAGCAUGAACAGACAACUCCAGAUAAAUGUUGACUGUACACUGAAAGAAGUUGACCUCCUUCAAUCUAGAGGUAACUUUGAUCCAAAAGCUAUGAAUAAUUUUUAUGACAACAUAGAACCUGGUCCAGUUGUACCACCCAAGCCACCUAAAAAAGACUCAUCAGACACCUGCACAGUUGAGAGGAAAGCCCGAAGAAUUAGCGUGACCUCCAGAGUACAGGAGGACAUCCAUGACACCCAGGCAGCAGCUGCAGAUGAGCAUCCAAGUAGCUCCAAGCAGAGUCCUCGGACACAACCCCGAGACGAAGACUAUGAAGGGGCUCCAUGGAAUUGUGAUAGCUGCACCUUUCUGAACCACCCCGCACUAAAUCGCUGUGAGCAGUGUGAGAUGCCACGGUACACUUGAAUUCCCAAGAAAGAGUCUGCACUAGGUUGAGAGUGAAGCUUUGAGCGCCCAUUAGAAGAAAAGGAAACCUGGGGAAUCUGUUCAUCUGCCCAGCCUUUUCAUUUCAGAUAACAUGGUGGGGGGAGGGGGUGACAAUGCAGCCGCUUGUGCUCAAUAAAGGAAAAACGGGGAGGGUUUUUUCCCCCCCUUUCUUAACUCAUUGCAGAGUUAGAGAUGGAAAGGGAUACUUGAAAUGGGGAAAGGAUUCACUCCUGAAAGAAUGUACACAGAGAAGUCAAGAGCUCUUCUGUGCAACCCCAAUUGUUAAAGUUACUGCUGUUAAAGUUACUUAUAAAAUAAGUUACCCUUAUUUUAUAAACUAGAACUUUGAUUCAUGAUGUGACAUGUUACAGUUUAUGCAGACAAACUGUGAAUUGCCAGAGCAGACUUACCUGGUCACAGCUCUCUGGAAAACCCAGGCUCCCCAGGCUUCUUCUUGUUGCUUCCUACUGAAGAGAAGGACAGGGAAAAGCAACCAGAGGAUGUUUUCCUGGGGGGGGGGGCAAAAUAACAAGGGUAUUUGUAAUUGCUGCUUUUUACAGGGGUAAUUUCAAACACACAAACAAAAUGUUUUAAAAUGUGAUUUGUAGCAGUCAGGAAUUAGGCAUAUUGUGCCCUUUGUUCGAAAGUACAAUCAGAGGUAAUAAGAUCCCUUUUGCUUGUACAGUGAUUCAUCAAGCUAUACCAACACUGGUAACUAAGACCUAAUUACGCCGCAUAAUAUAUUUUUUAAGUUACUGCAUGCUUUUAUUAGGCCACUGGUUUUUAAAAUAACCAACAAGUCCUUACAAAUUUUGAUUUUAGGAAUGACCUUCUCGUAAAACUGCGCUUCGCCAAUAGCACAGUGAAUGUAUGCUGAAUGUAAAUCCAUUCCAAAAUCCACUUGGAAUCUUGAGCUCAGCUGUGGUUCUAUAAGAAAUGUUUGCAGUCCCUAGAGCCUUUUCCCCUCCUUCCAAUUUGUGAUGAGUCCAUGAUGUUUACAGCACAGAUAAUACUUUGUGCCAUAAUCCUAAUUUAGCUGAAAAAAAUUAAUAUUAGUUGUUCAAUAAAGAUAUAUUUGCACAUAUGUUAACAAAACAGUGUGAGGAAAAUUAUAGUUGGCCAAUAUCAUAAAGUUGCACGCUCUGCGUUAUUUGGGGAGGAAGAGAAGGCUAGUCAAGAAAUAACGACUGAGAGAAAGGUGAAUACAACGGACUUUGAAACUAAGAAGUUUUAAAAUGUAACAAUACUGUAUUCAGAGAUGAUAUUGAGUUUGUUCAGACAGUUCAGGUGAUACUAAAGCACUCUUUAUUUAUGAAACUAGAACUUUAGGGUAUAAAUAACUGAAGACAUAUAAAAUCAUUUGACUUACUAAAGUGCACCACUAGAAAAUUAUUAAUAGGACACUGAAUUAAGGUCUUUACCAUCGUUGACUUUUCUUCCAAGCUCAAAAUUGGAUUUUGGAAUCUUCCCCCUGUCUGGGUCAAUAUAAACAGCAAUAAAAUUGGUAGGUUUCCUAAUCCUAAAGGAUUUUACCUCAGGUUAUAACCUGAGGAGUAUAUAUACUCUCCCAUACCAGCCAUCUCCCUUCUCUCCUCUCUCCUCUCUCUACUCUCUCUCCCUGUAUCUCACACACACAAGCUUCAAGCUGUCAUUGUAUGCUAAUGUAGCAGUAAUCUCUGGCAGACCUGGAAAAACAAGCUGCACUUAAUAGCAUAAUGAAACCAAAGGCGUAAUAACUUAUCAUAGCUUAUCAUCAAAUUCAUAAUUUCACACUGUACCUGCAGCUUUGAAAACUUUUCAUAUGUGGAAAAUGUCCUAAAGAAUAUCUACUUGUCUCACAAAGUCAGCGUGGCUAUGUAAUUACACUGAUAAAACAUCUCUCAUAUAACAACUGUGGCAAAACUGUGAAAAUAAAGGUGAGAAAGCAGAUGGGCUUAAAAGCAUUGACCUGAAAACAGCAUUCAUUCUUUAAAGGCUUUUGUAGUAGCACUGGUGUCUGUCAGUCUCCAAUAAGUCUAUCAGUCCUACUGUUCUGUAAUAUGCCGAUGCUUUUGCCUUUGUAUGGUUUCAUAUCUCUUUAGUGAUGGUCAACCCCACUUGGUAUUAAGUAACAAUUUAGGGGAAAAAUACAUAUAUUGCUUGAUGUUCUAGCUAAAGGUUUACCCAGUAUUCUUAGUGAUAUGCUGAAGUGGCAGCAAUUAACUUGGCAGUUGUCAGUUGAGAAUGAAAGUAGCAUGUAAGAAAACCGUUUGAUGCUUUAUUAAAACCAUGUAGAUGACUUUAAAACUAUUGCAUGAACAUACAUCCAGAUUACUGAACUGUUAUCACACAGUAGAUGCAUGGUUCCAGUCCUUUGGUGAUAUAUCUAGUAAAUCAUUGUUUUCACCUGCCAGGAAAAAUGAGAAAUCGGUCUAUUUGAUAGGUGUAGAGGGUGGGGUUUGAGACAUCAGAGAUUGCUUUUUAAGGAAGUUUUGUAUAUGUUCAUUUCUGGUUGUGCACAAGUUUCAUACGCCAACAUAGGCUGUAUUCAGUUUUUAAAAUAAGCAAAAUUAUUUGACACUGAUAAAUUUGAUAUAUUUAACUGUGUCCCAUACGUUGACUACUUCUUGCCUAUGACAACUUUGAAUAAGAAUUCAGUCAACUUUCAAGAUGCCUUUUCAAAAGGAUCUGGCUGCUGAGGUGCCUAUGCUUUUAGGAUCAGUUGGUGCACUUCCUGUUUCUAGUAAAAAAAAAAAGUGUUUUUCUUAAAAUACAACCAGUUUGAUGUAUCUGGGAACACAGAGAGCUGACUGUACAUUUUACAUUAUUUCACUGUUUUGUAAACUGGGUUUGUAGAAAGCACCUUUGUCAUUUUGUUAAAGUACAUUGCCCCUUACAUUUUGAGGUAGUUCUUAAAAGUUUAAAGUGGUAAAAAAAGGAGUCAGAAACUUUCUAAGCAUUGUAAAAUGUUUCAAAUAAUGACCUUGUUUGAGAGAGUACAGAGGCGCGGCAAUUUAAAUAAACAAAAGAAAUGCAUUGUAGAAAAGGUAGUUUUAGAGCAGAUUAAUGAUGGUGGGGGAAGUGUUGCUAAUUUGUUUAUUUCCCUGAAAAAAUCGGAGUGUGAUGACUUUAAUAAUUUUUAAGGAGCUGGUCUCAAUUUUAGUACUUAUUAUAAAAGAGAUCAAUGUUUCCUUCAGUUUUUUUUUUUUUUUUUUGCGGUAUGUGGGCCUCUCACUGUUGUGGCCUCUCCCGUUGCGGAGCACAGGCUCCAGACGCGCAGGCCCAGCGGCCAUGGCUCACGGGCCCAGCCGCUCCGCGGCAUAUGGGAUCCUCCCAGACCGGGGCACGAACCCGUAUCCCCUGCAUCGGCAGGCGGACUUUUAACCACUGCGCCACCAGGGAGGCCCUUCCUUCAGUUUUGACAUUGCUUUGUCCCAGGUAUCUAGGGGGUUCAUAUUCCAACUUUCUGUGGCAACUCGAUUUUAUACAGUAUUUUAAAAGGUAAUUAAUUGUAAUGUUUUUGACAGUAUAAACAAAAAGCAAGAAUAUAAGGCAUAGAAAAAUUGUCCUUUGAAAAUAUCAGUGAUGUACCCUGGAAUGUGAAGAUGUCCCCUUAUAGUUUAAAUUGAUUUAUUUUAAUAUUGUAAUCACUGUUCAGACUUUGAACGAGUUGUUAAAGUGUGUGUCUGUAUAUCCGUAGAGAAAAAUGACAAUUGAAAUGUUACUUUAAAAUCAAAAUAAAUUUGGCACUGUCUGUUGCACCACUACUGUAUCUUUUUGAAAGAAUUAUUAACAGUAUUUUCUUAUUGUAAAAGGUAAUUCUGAUGAUGAUUUCAUUCACCAGACGUACGUAUUUUUUUUCUGUUAUUUGCGUCCCCAAAUAUUUAAUACAAGUAGAUUCUGCAUGGCUUGAGCAUUCAGAGAUUAAUAGGAUGACGACUCAAUGUUAAUUUCUAAAGCCAUGAGAAGUGGCUUUGACACUGAACAAUUCUGAAUUCUUGUUUAUAAUGACACCCAGUUGUCCAUGUUUCCCCACUGUAAAAGAUUUGAUCAAUUUCUUCCCUAAAACAGCAAGAACUUAUUAAAUCUUGU
This is a messenger RNA of Mesoplodon densirostris (Blainville's beaked whale), 6959 nucleotides long. RefSeq names its product TGF-beta activated kinase 1 (MAP3K7) binding protein 3 (gene TAB3). The transcript has 11 exons. Gene Ontology annotation, molecular function: ubiquitin binding. Lineage: Eukaryota; Metazoa; Chordata; Mammalia; Artiodactyla; Ziphiidae. Gene Ontology annotation, cellular component: extracellular exosome. The record is from RefSeq and is a predicted model, not a curated record. The coding region runs from base 714 to 2867 and encodes 717 amino acids.